CCGCGGGGUUGGCGCUGCAGCGGCAGCCGCGCGGAGCAGAGAAGCAUCAAAAGAGGCAAAUUGAAAUGAAGACAAGUGAGCAUUCCUACGCUGAUCACUUUGAUAGGAAGGAAAAGUGACUGACUACACAUGGAGGAAUCACCUGGUUGUUUUCCCAGCUGAAUGAACGCCUGCAGUUAGGUGACCCUCGGCAUCCGGUAGGCAACAGUGAGGUGCUACUUCUGCCUCUUGAUAAACUGUGGAGAGGCCUUGGUAUCUUCCAGACAAUGCCUGAUCACCCUUUCCCAAAGCCAAACACACUUCAGACUGAGUCUAAGGAAGCUCAAAGUGGUUCCUACAGAAAGAUUCGGGAAUAGAACUGGUUUGGGAACUUAACGCAUUCUUUUUUUGUUCUAGCAUGUAUAUAUAUAUAUAUAUAUAUAUAUGUAUGUAUGACUGAAUCACUUUGCUGUACACCUGAAACUAACACAACAUUGUAAGUCAACUAUACCUCAAUUAAAAAAAAACAAACAGCCAGCCUUAGAGAAUGAGACUGUAAUUCACUAACUUUUAAAUUGUUGUCAUUGUCGUUACCUGAUGUGAUCUUUUUAUUUCCUGUGAAUAUAAUCUCCCCAAAGUCCAGUCUCAGGAGUCUUACAUUUUAGGUAGAAAAAAAUAUAAAAACCAAGCUGAAAAUUUUUCCAGAAAAUACUUCAAAAUAAUGUGUUGUUUUGUAUUCCUAAUUAUUCAUUUAUAGUUAAAUAUAUUAAAGCACAGGUUCAUUUCAAUGUCAGUAGCUAUAAAUCUAAAGAUACUUUUCUUCUAUUAGGUUGUUUACUAUGUCAUUGGCUGAUCUAACAGAAACAAAUCUAGAUGGACAUUUCCCCAGUGUGGCCUUAGAAAACGGCAGGAGGUCUGCAAAAUGCCAGAGCAGCAGCCCAGGUUUUCCCAGGAACAGCAACGAUUCCGAUAAGAGUGUUGACUACAGCAGAUCUCAGUGUUCCUGCAGAAGUUCAAGUUCUCACUACGAUUAUUCAGAAGACUUUCUCUCUGAAUGUUCAGAAACCGCGGCUAAAAAGAAUUACUUAGAGAAGCCUGUAGUAAAAGAAAAAAAGGAGAAGAAAAAGUAUAAUGUUUCUAAAAUCUCCCAACCUAAAGGCCAGAAGGAAAUCUCGGGGGAGAAAAAGCACAACUGGAAUGCACCAUUUUUAAAUUCUCAGAUCAGCGUGGCUGCCCAGAGACGAGAUGCCAUGGCUCACCGCAUACUCUCAGCGAGGCUUCAUAAGAUUAAAGAACUGAAAAAUGAAGUAGCUGAUCUACACCGCAAACUGGAGGCCACAGUCAUAGAAAACCAAUUUCUGAAACAACUCCAGCUUAAGCACCUGAAAGCUAUAGGAAAAUAUGAGAAUUCACAAAAUAAUCUACCUCAAAUUAUGGUUAAACAUCAGAACGAAGUAAAAAAUUUAAGGCAGCUACUCAGGAAAUCCCAGGAAAAGGAAAGAGCCGUGUCUGGGAAACUUAGAGAAACAGAUAGCGAGCUGUUGAAGACUAAAGACACCUUGCAGGCACUGCAGAAACUUUCUGAAGACAAAAAUCUUGCAGAGAGGGAUGAGCUUACUCAAAGAUUGUCUGUUCUUACAACAAAAAUGGAGGGAAAUGACAAACAAAUACAGAGCUUGGAGAAACAACUGAGGCUGAACAAUAAAACCUUUACUCAGCAGUUGGCCUUUGAGAACCGGAAGACCUCAGCAGCUCAAGCAGCUACAAAGACUCUGCAAAUGGAAGUAAAACACCUUCAACAAAAACUUAAGGAGAAGGGUCGAGAGCUGGAAAUUAGAAACAUCUAUACUAACCAGAUACUUAGAAAUUUACGUGACAAAGAAGAUUAUCCAAAAGUUUCUUCAACAAAGUCAGUACAAGCAGACAGGAAAAGUGUUUCAUUUACAAGUAUGCGACACCAGGAAACCCAAAAAUCGGAAGAUGUUCCAUCUUGGACAACUAAGGGUAAAAAGACAAGAGGAAACAUUGGUCAUAAAGAAAAAUCGAUUGAAAUAAUCCAUGCAAUUCCUCACUGUAUCAGUAAACUACCAAACCAAGAGGACUCCAAGAGAAAAUAUGAAGAUUUAUCAAAGGAAGAGGAACAUUUGGAAGCACAGCCAUCUCUGGAGAAUAUUGGACGACAGAGAGAGAGAACAGAAGAUCAAGAAAAGAAAACCACUUUAGUGAAAGAAGAACAGGAACUACCCCCAGAAAGAAUUCAAGUAAUCCAUCCCGAAGGGGAAAGUGGUCAGGAAGACGAUACAGUAAAUGAAAAGUCUAAAAGAAGUCCAGAAAUAAGUGAAAUGGGCGAAAUGCCAGCUAAAAAUGCUGCUCCAAAUAUCAAAAUACCCUUCAGACAAAGAAAGCAUUAUUCAUUCACAGAAGCGGUCGAAAACUUGCAUCAUGGGCUUCCUGCCUCAGGCGGGCUGGCCAAUGCAGGCAGCACGAGGUGCACUCAUAGCACAGGCAAGCACCACAGCCACGGGGAAGAACUGAGGCUGGAGCAUCCUACUGUCACCUAUGAACCCUCUUUUGGUAAAUCUUCCAGAACAAAAGCAAAAGACACAACUUUCAGAGAGAAGAAAAGCAGUCUAAUGGAAGAACUCUUUGGAUCAGGCUAUGUCUUAAAAAAUAACCAAACAAGCACUGCUGUUAUGAAGGGGCCUGAGGAGACUUUGCAGAGUAAGAUGAUGCAUCAUUUACCCCCUAGUCAGGCCUCCACCAGCAAUGCUUUCGGAGAUUCUAAAGUAACUGUGGUAAAUUCUAUUAAGUCAUCUUCACCUACAGAAGGAAAGAGAAAAAUAAUUAUUUAAAUACAUUCCAAUAUCCUAAUCCACUCUGGUUUGAUAUUCUGGUUUUAUGUGCCUUUAAUCUCGUAGUUUUAAUGUGUGUGUGUGUGUGUGUGUGUGUGUGUGUGUGUGUGUUUUCAGUAAAGUGACUUUGAAUAAUUAAGGUUUUGUUUUAUUGCUAAUCUAAUUU
Molecule: messenger RNA, 2997 nt
Organism: Balaenoptera musculus (blue whale)
Lineage: Eukaryota; Metazoa; Chordata; Mammalia; Artiodactyla; Balaenopteridae
Gene: LCA5L
Product: lebercilin LCA5 like
Exons: 9
Coding region: 819-2831 (670 amino acids)
Biological process (GO): intraciliary transport
Cellular component (GO): axoneme
Source: RefSeq, a predicted model, not a curated record